AUACAUAUACAUAUAUAGAUAUAAAUAAAUAAAUAAUCUAUAUCUAUAUCUGUGUGUGUAUAUAUAUAUAUAUUCCGCCCAUAAGUCCGCACCCUACCCUGACACUUGUUAAUUUUACUUUUCAAUAUUUAUUUCAACUAACCCCAAAUCCGAUCAAAAUCUCCUCCAAGUUUAGGCCUUUUUAGUUAUGGCGGAAGAAGAAGAAGAGUAUGAAAGUGAUCCAGAACAAGCCAAGCUUUCUUUAAAGAUGCGGCGGCGCAGGGAAGCCAGUGAUGAUGAAGAAGAAGAAGAAAAUGGCGAUUUUAGGGCUAGGGUUUCAGAUGGUGAAGAUGAAUCUGAUGAUGAUGAUGGACAAGGUGCUGCUGCUGAUUAUGAUGAUGACGAUGAUGAAUAUGAUGAUUUAAUUGAUGAUGAUUUAGUUGAGGAAGAAGAAGUAGAAGCUGUGAGGGAGGAAGUUGUCGAAGGGGGUUCGGUCAAGGGACGGAGUGAUGGGGAUGAAAUUGGGGGUAAUGUGGUUGAGAAAGAGGAAGGGGCAGAUGGGGAAGGUGAAGGCAAGAAGGAAAAUGAGCCGUUUGCUGUGCCCACUGCUGGUGCUUUUUAUAUGCAUGAUGAUCGGUUUCGAGCUACUUCUGCUCGUGGUGGUGGUGCGGCUGCUGGUAGACACAGGCGAAGUCUUGGCAGGGGGAAGUUGUGGGAGUUGAGAGAUGACAGAAAAUGGGGGCAUGACAAGUUUGAGGAAUUGACUCAGGAAAGACAUUAUGAUGAGGGCAGGAGGGGUUCGAGGGGACGAAAUCGCGGCCGUGGAAGAAGUCGAGGAGAAGAUCGUGCAGUUGCACGAGGAAACAGGCCUAAGGUGUACAACAAUAACAAUCAAACUAAUGCUCCAAAGUCUGUGAGAGGGCGGGGCCCUAGAAGAUAUCAACCGUCUACUCCGAACAAUUUUGAGGGUUCUGCACAAAGCAGACAGUCGGUAAAACCAAUAGAGAAAACCUCAUAUGCAAGUUCAGGAAGAGCAUCUGCAGCCACAUCGACAUCAGAAUCUGCUCAAGUGCCAGUUAGGAAAAAUCUUGUUGCUUCCAAUUUGAAUUCUGCUUCUCCUCCAUUUUAUCCUUCUGGUUCAUCAAAUAAAGAAACAAAUAUGACUCAGAAAAAGGAUGCUCAAUCUGGAGCACUUAAUCGGGGCCCACGCCCGUCUGUUAUGGCCGAGAAUUAUCCAAUUUCUCAGCCUAACAAUAUUCGCGGAAGAAAUGCACAUGAUUCUUUAGGCAUGGGAAAACUUUAUAUUGAUGAUUCAGUCUCUUCUACUGCUGGGAAGCCCCUAAACAACUUGCAAAGUAGGGUCGACGGGAGAGGUUCAAUGCCAUUUGGACAAGUGGCCUAUCAACCAGUGCCGCCUCAUCAUAGUCAAGUAAAUAGGGUUCCAAACCAGCUUCGUUCAAAUCAGCAAUAUGUGCCUCGGUCGGCUAGUGGAUCUCGAGCAUCUUCUCCACCUAAAAAGUCGGUUCCUAUACAUGCUGUUGAAUCUACAGAAAUUGAAUCUUCUACGGAAUCCAACGAUUCUAAGACAGCAUUAGUUGGAAAAGGAAAAGGCAGUGUUCCGAGCAGCGGUAUGAGCGCAUUUUCUUAUGCAAGCCUUGGUGGUAAUCAGGGUGAUCAAAAUUUUCCUGGUGCUCCAACGUUUUUGCCAGUUAUGCAAUUUGCAGGCCAGCAUGCUGGUGGUCUUGGAGUUCCAGCUGUUGGCAUGGCAUUCCCUGGCUAUGUUGGUCAGCCCAAUGGGAUGGGAAAUUCAGAGAUGACUUGGCUACCUGUAUUGGCUGGUGCUGCUGGAGCUUUAGGUACUGCUGGACUAGGGGGCACCUACCCAUAUAUCACAAUGGAUGGUGCCUAUCAUCCUCACCCAUCUGGUCAGCCAUCUUCAUUACCUCCUCCGACAAGCAAAGACAAUAAUGCGAAUAAAGUUGGUAGUGAAGUAAAGCCUUCCCAGAGACCUGAACUUGCAAAUGAUGAGUUGAGACAACGCCAAAAUAAAGCUCGCAGAUACACCGAAAUGAAGUUUGACAAGUGAAGUAUUAAAUAGGUCAAAACCUAUUCAAUAUUGCUGAUAAAGAUGACUUUCCAAACUGAAUAUCUGAAAUUCUGCGUGGUACUUUUGGUGCUGCAGGCGUUAGGCCGUUUGUGUCCUCCAGUGUCCUCCUGGAGCACUUUGGGCAGCUGUAGUAUUUCCCAAUUAUUUAAGGUAUAUGUUUGAAACGCCUGCUCGUGCUGUAUCCUUUAUAACAAAAGAAUGCAGUCUGACAGGUAGCAGGACUUUUUUUUUGGAUGCGAGGUUUUUUUUGGCGUUGUUUCUUUCUUUUCUUUUGUGAAAGCUUUUGAAAGUUGUUGGCAGGCUUAUAUUUGGGAAAAUAGUAAAAGAACAAGAGAUUUGGUGCAGUUCCUUUGUGUCGUCGAGUGUAGUGGAACUUUUCUCGUAGCUAUUUUAUGUUUUUACCUCCUUUCCUGUAUUUCUUAUUUCCGACUUUUGAGGAUUGACUUGUGCUUGGGGGUUGAAUUGCCAAUCUAUUUUGCAGUGUGUUUUGGCGUCUUUAUUGAGGUUUGUCGUUUCUAUAUCUUAUUGCAUGACUUAUACCAGUGGGGUAACUGUGUUUCUUCUUCCCUACAAUGGGUUUUGCAAUAAAAGGUAACUUUGUAUUC
Messenger RNA from Erigeron canadensis, 2691 nucleotides. Its product is annotated as protein MLN51 homolog. The transcript is spliced from 11 exons. The record is from RefSeq and is a predicted model, not a curated record. Gene Ontology annotation, molecular function: mRNA binding. Gene Ontology annotation, cellular component: exon-exon junction complex. The coding region runs from base 188 to 2065 and encodes 625 amino acids. Gene Ontology annotation, biological process: mRNA processing. NCBI's taxonomy places the organism in Eukaryota, Viridiplantae, Streptophyta, Magnoliopsida, Asterales, Asteraceae.